Plasmodium gallinaceum is the source of this 636-nucleotide messenger RNA. RefSeq names its product conserved Plasmodium protein, unknown function. NCBI's taxonomy places the organism in Eukaryota, Apicomplexa, Aconoidasida, Haemosporida, Plasmodiidae. The coding region runs from base 1 to 636 and encodes 211 amino acids. The transcript has 7 exons. The record is from RefSeq and is a predicted model, not a curated record.
AUGUCAUACAACAAGACUUAUGGAGGGCAAUUUAUGGGACUUAGCUCCACUGCAAAUACAAAUAACCAACAGAAAAUAAAUGAAAAAAAAGCAGAAAAAAAAAUAGAAAAAAAAGAACAGAAAAAUGCUGAAAAAGUAAUUUUUGCAUUAUCGGAUUUAAGAGGAAUAAAUAUAUCGGAAUUACAAAAUGGAGAAAUAUUUUUUUUUUGUACAAUUAUAUUUGAUAACAAUGAUGUAAAAUUGUCUAUGGAAAAGUCAAACCAUAAUUCUUCUUUGAUUCUAGGAGAAUAUUUACACUCAUCCUAUUCACUUACUUUUAGCGAAGAAAUUGUUUUAAAUAUACCACAAGAUUCUAACUUUGCAAGGUGCUAUGUGUCAUGUAUUACCGUUACAGAAUCUGAUGGAAAAAGAAAUAUCAAACUUGAAGGAAUAGGAUAUACAGAUCCAUUUCCAAUAAAGGAAUGCAAAGUAUAUGGUUAUGCAAACUGCAAGCUAAACACAGCAGUUGGAGCACCAGAAACACAAGGAAUUUUAAAAAUGUGUGUAAAAUGCGUUGAAAAUACCCAUCCCUCUAUAGUUAAGCCAUCAAAACCAUAUAAUGCUAUUGAGGAAAUAAAACAAAGAUAUGAAAAUUAA